This is a messenger RNA of Geodia barretti, 1419 nucleotides long. NCBI's taxonomy places the organism in Eukaryota, Metazoa, Porifera, Demospongiae, Tetractinellida, Geodiidae. The record is from the annotation of a GenBank genome assembly.
AUGCUGUCUACUGCCUGGGGCGUACUGGCCUCGGCAGGGGGAACCAAUCUGCAGGCGAUACUCGACCGGAGCGCUUCGGGUCGGCUGCCGGCGCGUGUGGGCGUUGUGAUCGGCAACAACAGCCGAUCGGGCGCUCUGGCCCGCGCACGCCUGUCUGGCAUUCCCGCAUUCCACCUGAGCGGUGUGACGCACCCGCGACCCGGCGCCCUCGACCGGGCUAUCACGGAAACGCUCAGGUCCCACGGCGUCGACCUGCUGGUUCUGGCGGGUUAUAUGAAGAAACUUGGCCCCGUGACGCUCGAGAACUAUAAAGACCGGAUCGUCAACAUACACCCCGCGCUCCUUCCCGCAUUCGGCGGCAAGGGGAUGUACGGACACCGUGUCCACGAAGCCGUCGUCCGGAGUGGCGUCGAGGUCUCCGGUGCGACCGUGCAUCUCGUGGACGGGGAAUACGACACCGGUCCGGUUAUUUUGCAGCGAAGGGUCCGCGUUUGCGCCCGAAGAUUCGCCCGAUUCCCUCGCACGCAAGGUUGUGCGUCCAUGGCGAUGGUGUUGACGGAGACGAGGUUGGAUGGCGUGCCCCUGUUUGCCAGGGGCAAGGUCCGCGAUGUCUACGAUUUGGGAGAUCGACUUUUGAUUGUGGCGACGGAUCGAAUCUCGGCAUUUGAUUGUGUCGCGCCCAACGGCAUUCCGGGAAAGGGCGCUAUUUUGACAGAGAUGUCUCUCUUCUGGUUCGAGAAACUCGCACAUCUGGUCGCCCAUCAUCUGAUUACGGCGAGCGUAGACGAAUAUCCUUCUGAGUUGCAGGCUUAUCGGGAACAGCUCGAAUCGAGGUCGAUGCUGGUGAUGAAGGCCGACCGGGUGGAUAUCGAGUGUGUCGCACGGGGAUAUCUUGCCGGAUCCGGAUGGAAGGAUUACACAGAAACCGGCGCCGUAUGCGGGGUACAGCUGCCCGACGGGCUCGAGGAGUCCGGUCGGCUGGACCGGCCGAUCUUUACGCCGGCCACGAAAGCCGUAACCGGCCACGACGAAAACAUCUCGUUCGAACAGAUGUGCAACGUCGUGGAGCCGGGCCUUGCGUCCCGGUUGCGGGAUUUAACGCUGGAGAUCUACGCCGCCGCCCGUACGUUCGCCGAGGGCAAGGGCAUUUUAAUAGCCGAUACCAAGUUCGAAUUCGGCCUUCGGGACGGUGAAGUGAUCCUGAUCGACGAGAUCCUUUCCCCGGAUUCUUCCCGCUUCUGGGACCGGGAACUCUAUGCACCGGGCCGAUCGCAGGACAGUUUCGACAAGCAGUUUGUCCGCGAUUAUCUGGAGACCCUCGAUUGGGACAAAACCCCGCCCGCCCCGGAGUUGCCAGACGAGAUUGUCGAGAAAACCCUGGACAAGUAUCGCGACGUUCGAGAUCGAUUGCUUGGCUAA